Molecule: messenger RNA, 1083 nt
Organism: Fonsecaea erecta
Lineage: Eukaryota; Fungi; Ascomycota; Eurotiomycetes; Chaetothyriales; Herpotrichiellaceae
Exons: 2
Coding region: 1-1083 (360 amino acids)
Biological process (GO): inositol phosphoceramide metabolic process
Cellular component (GO): inositol phosphoceramide synthase complex; Golgi membrane
Molecular function (GO): inositol phosphoceramide synthase regulator activity
Source: RefSeq, a predicted model, not a curated record
AUGGCGAAUUAUGGCAUUUCCGCGCGCCUGCUGCGCCUGGCCCGUCCGAAGCGCUUCUUCUACACGAUGACGCUCUCGACGGGUGCCAGCCUGAUUACCCUCUCGAUGCUUGUUAAUAAACUUGCAGGCCUCUACGGCAUUCUCGCACUGUUCACAGGCUACCACCUCUCGCCAUUCCAGCUGUCCAUGUACAUCUACUCUACAGUCGCACUGGUGCUGACAGCCUACCUGGCCCGACAUAUUCGCAAACAGUCGCCCCUGCAAUGCCUUGCCCUAGCCUGGUUCUACAUCCUUGACAGUAUAAUUAAUGCCGCAUACACUGCCGUCUUCGCUGCGACAUGGUUCUUGGUGCUGGCACAGCAUGACGCGGGGAAGAGCGAUAAGAAAGGACCGGGCGCAUCCACCAUGGACGAGGUGUCAGGAUUCACAGAUCCCAAACUCAACGUUUCGAGAGUUGAAGUCAUUGCUACACCUCAACCUCCGUUGGCAGGUUCCGGCCAGGACGCCGUGGCAGGUGGCGUACCCGCCUCUAAUGCGGCAAGCAGUGGCAGCAACGGCGCCUUACAAUCCGCCGUGCUCGAUACCCAGAACAUGAACUCCGUGGGCGUCAUCAUCGCCAUGUGGACUAUCCGCGCGUAUUUCUGCUUGAUCAUGCUCGCAUUUGCCCGCAUGGUGAUCCGACAACACAUCGCCUCUACCGGGUCCAAGACGGGCAUCGACUACACCGCUGCAUCAACAGACGCACAGCUGGCCGAGAACCCAUUCUCCGAGAGCAGGCCAGAGGGCAAGGGCUGGCGAGGCAAACUUGGUCGAUUCAUGGUUGGCAUCGGCCGUAGUUACUGGCUGGGCAGUGACGAGGAUGAUAGCUGGAUGUACGGCAUGGGUGGAAAGUUCCGCAAGAGCGGUGCUGCGGGAGAGGAUAAUGGGUUCAUGCUCAGUAAAAUCGAAAGUGGACCUACGGAGAGGGAAAGGCGACGACGAUCGGGAACGGGACCGCCAGCGCCGGCCUCGGGUGUUGUCCCUGGUGUUGCUACAGUGGAGGGAGACAAGAUGACGUUACAGAUUCCUCCGCAGAACAUGUGA